CGACCAUCAACAAGAGGCUACGACAUCUCGGCAUGACCUAAGCAAGACGCCGCCCGAGCACACGAGCCAGACACACCAGCGAAGAGACACUGCGCCCGACACUCGAUUUCUCUCCCCAUACUCGAAUCGCAUACCCUGCUGUGCGUGGCCGGCCCCUCCUCCACCUCUGACCUCUCCUCUCACUUUUGCUGCCCCGGGUGGCUGCACGCUAGUCUGCCCGCGCCAUAUCGGAGCUGUCACCCACGACAUAGCGAGCCCGCCCUCUAACACGUCUUCCAGCUGCCACUCCAUCCCCAUACAUGGCCCAGGGCACCCGAGGGCCGACCCCGGCUACUAUGCCGCCCAACGGCACCGCGACCCACGAUCCCACCCCGACCGCCGUAAACCGCAAGAAGCAGAAGCGACGGGAGAAGGAGGCCGCCAAGAGAGCCGCACAGGAACCGCCUGCGCCUGCGCCCGCGCCUGUGAGAAACGGUGCUCCUCCUCCUCCCCCUCCCCCAGGCCAGCAGUACGCGGACCCCGAGCUGGACGAGGCGGCCUACGACGAGGGGGAGUACUACUCGGACGAGGAGUAUGAGCACGCGUACGGCGCAAAUGGCGACUACCAGCAAGCCUACAGCCACGUGCCAAUGCGAGGGAGCACAAACAAAAAGUCCAGGCGGAAGAAGAAGGCGCCCUCCGCUCCUCCUCCGCUCGACUACACCCAGCACGUCGCGUCACGCCUCAGCCCCGCACCCGGACACUCCAUGUCGCCCGCCCACUCUGUCGCGCGAUCCGGCUCCAGACAGGACCGUAUAUGGAACACCACCAUGCAGGACGAGAGGGAUCGCAUACGCGAGUUCUGGCUGUCCCUCGGCGAGGACGAGCGCAAGUCGCUUGUCAAGAUUGAAAAGGAGGCGGUUCUGCGCAAGAUGAAGGAGCAGCAGAAGCACUCGUGCAGCUGCACCGUGUGCGGCCGGAAGCGCACAGCCAUCGAGGAGGAGCUGGAGGUUCUAUAUGAUGCCUAUUAUGAAGAACUCGAGCAUGCUCCUCAUCACCCACGCCCUAUGCUCAACUCCCACCCCCAUCCACCCCCCGGCACCUACGACGACGACGACGAAGAAGAAGAAGAAGAGUACGACUCGGGCGAGGAAGACGACGAAGAUUCCGAAUACGACAGCGAGAUCUCGUCGGAAGGCGACUACAGCUCCGGCGAGCCAAGUCUACCGCCGCCCGAGCCCUCAGACUUCCUCCAGUUUGGCAGCAGUCUGCAGGUCAAAGGUGGCAUACUUACGGUUGCUGACGAUUUGCUCAAGAACGACGGGAAGAAGUUCAUCGAGAUGAUGGAGCAGCUCGCCGAGCGUAGAAUGCAAAGAGAGGAAGAUGCUCAAGUUCAGGCUCAUCCAGGUGCGCAGCAUCGAUCGUAUACCGGUCACAGUCACAACGCUCCGCCGCCCGACGAAGACGAUUACGACGACGAGGGCGAGGAUGAGGACGAGUACGAUGACGACGACUACGAGGAGGAUGAAGAGGAUGAGGAAGGCGCCAUGACUGAGGAGCAACGGAUGGAGGAGGGCCGCCGAAUGUUUCAGAUCUUCGCAGCGCGAAUGUUUGAGCAAAGGGUACUCCAAGCGUAUCGAGAAAAGGUAGCCGCAGAGAGGCAGCAGAAGUUGCUCGAAGAACUAGCAGAAGAGGAUGUGCGAAAAGACGCGAAAGAGGCCAAGAAAGCAAAAGAAGCCCAGAAGCGAAAAGAGAAGAAGGACAAGCAGAGGCAGUUGAAGGCGGAGCAGGAAGCGAAGAAGGAAGCCGAACGAGCAGCCAAAGAGGCCGAGGCCAAGGCUGCAGAAGAGAAACGACUCGAGGAGCAACGGAAGAAGCGAGAAGAGCAGCGGAAGAAGAAAGAGGCUGAGCGCAAAGCCCAAGAGGAAGAGAAGCAACGCAAAGAAGCCGAGCGUCUGAAACGACAGCAGGAAGAACGCGAGCGACAGCAGGAAGCUGAGAGGAAAGCACGAGAACAGAAAGCGCUCGAGAAAAAGGCCAAAGACGAGGCUAAACGAAAGGAACGUGAAGAGCGAGAAGCGAAAGAGAAAGAGGCAAAAGAGAAGAAGGCACUAGAGGACAAAGAGCGCAAGGAACGCGACUCAAAACUAAAGGUCGACAAGAACCGUACGGCCAAGGAAGACCAAGCCGCCGCCGCUGCUGCUCACAAUGCUAUAGCUGGUGCGGCGAAAAAGUCGUCACAGCCAGCAGUCGCGGUGCCUCCCCAGUUGCUGAAGCAGAACUCGUCUGCUGGAAUGCCUUCGCCACUUGUUACACCAGCUGUACCAAAGGCUCCAACACCUAACCGACCACGACAGACAUCGCACCAAACCUCUCACAGUUCAUCCCCCAAGACUCCCCACGCGACUCUGGGGGUGAGCAAGUCAACAUCUCCGAAUUCUCAGAUGCCGAAUCAGUCAAUACCAAGGUCCAUUUUGACCAAAGCACCAAUCCCACAGCAAGGUCUAUCCAAUCCGCAUGGCCAGCCAGCUUCUCCGAUGCCUCCCAUGGGACCACCACCGGGGAUGCAAGGACCACCAGGACUCGGGAUGGGUAACAUGCCACCGGGUCUGAAUGGCUUCCCUGGUCACACCUCAAUGAUGCCCGGGAUGAUGGGCCCCCGUCCAAAUAUGCCCUUCUACCCCCAGCCUGCGCCCCAGAGCUUCCGUGGUUUCCCACCACCAGGAAUGCACACAUCAGGCGCCCUCCCGAUCGGUCGUGGCGGUUUUCCAAUGGAGGGACCACCAGGUUUUCCCGCACCCCCUGGUUUUACCGCCCCAAUGCCCACCGCGUUUCCAAUGGGUAUGCCGACGCAUUCAAGACAAGGAAGCGGAUCGUUUGAGAGACUUUCAAACGAAAGCCCUAUUACGGGGCCGUCAGCACAGCCCAUUCAACGACCUACGCCCAUCAAGCGUCCAAGUAGUGUAAAGGAAGACGGUCAACAAAACGGGAGCGAUGUAGAUGAACUUGCGAACCACCUCGGCAGUAAAGCACUACUGGAUGACGACGACGAUAUACCUGAGUUACCCGAGAAUCGACGGCCGAGCAUGCAACAACAUGGCUCCGUGAGAGCGCCAUCAUUUGGGUUUGCGGAUAUUCCCGGAAGCCAAUAUGGGUCGUUUGGUGCACCAGGCGUUGGUGGGGGUAGUAUCUGGGGUACACCUCCCUUGGGAGGUUUCCACCCAGGUCCUGCUGGUGGUGGCAAUUGGGGCAACUCACCCACAUCCAACAUAUUCAACUCGCCAUUUUCUCUGAAUGGAGGCAACGCAAGGGGAACGGAGCGCAACGCGAAUGAACACCGCAUAGUCUGGCUCCGCCGCACAAUCUGCGCUGCAUGCAAAACCCUCGGCCCGCGUGCCGCUGACGCAGAAGGCUAUGUCGAUGCAAGCGAAGUGCACAGACAAGUCGAAGCGUCAAGAGGGGCCAUGGACCCUGCUGCUGUGUCUAUGGAGGAGAUGAAGGAAGCUUGCGACAUCCUUGACGUCACGCAUACUAAUGGUGGUGGCACUCUGGAUUACAAGGAGGCAGACAAUGGGAGGGUGGAGAAGAUUAGGUUCAGCGAGAGUGCGCCUGCAACUGCGAUGCCUUCUAGUUUGGGCGAAAUUGGUAGCCCCGUUCCUGGCCAUAGCGUCCUUGCGGGUGGGUUUGGUGGCAGGUUUCCUGGGCUUGGGCCUCAGGGCUUCUGAUUUGGGAGCGUAAGGGGAAGGCAGAGUGGAAAGAGAGAGAGAGUAAGGGGAGAGGGGGGGUUCUAGUGGACGUCUUAGUUGCUUGAGACUGUAUCCCUUUUGUGCCUCUGACCUUUUUGACUGUUUCCGUUUCUUGUAUUGGAAACUGUUUGAACCUCUGAAAUUCUGGUGGCGCUACCUUUUUUAUUACCUGUCAGGCAGGUUUUCUAGUCACGUUCUGAUUGACUAGGGCUCUUUUCAAGUAGUCUGGUUCUUCCCUUGUCUCAUUUCGCAAGUGGAGGUAAUUGAGUCGGUUCGAGUGUGUCAA
This is a messenger RNA of Alternaria alternata, 4011 nucleotides long. RefSeq lists its product as hypothetical. The transcript has 4 exons. The record is from RefSeq and is a predicted model, not a curated record. Lineage: Eukaryota; Fungi; Ascomycota; Dothideomycetes; Pleosporales; Pleosporaceae. The coding region runs from base 300 to 3704 and encodes 1134 amino acids.